GGAUGUUCCUGAUGCUCCAUUGCAUGACGCACAAGUCGCAUGGUCGUGAACAUGUCGCAUUUCUGCUGCUGUAUCUCCUUGCAAAUGUUCACAUCAAAAACUUAGCAUGGCAGCUCAACAGGGAAUGGUCGAUCCAGCCAUCUUCGCGCACCUACAGCAGAAGAUCGAUGAGGAGACUGCCUUCCGAGACAGCCUCCGCGAAGUCAUCCAGCAACUAGAAAAGCAGACAAGAACUACUCAGUCAAUACUAGCACGAGCCCACUCAACGCCCACAGUGAAGAUCAACGAAGUAGUCACUGCCGCCGAGGAAGCUAUUCGUGAUGAGAUCGCAACCAUACUAAAGCUCUCCGAGCUAGCAUCACAGCAGCCGUAUUACAAGAACAACUUCAUGUGGACGAGAAGCAUGCAGGAUGUGUGUAGUACGAUUCUGUUCUGCAAAUGGUUGAGUGCGCCAACUGCACCGGGCCCGGAAGCGAGUGAUGCAAGCGAGCUUCUCACGAUUGAGCAGGUGGGAGACCUAAUGAAGAUCCCUGUCAAUCUCAAGGACCGCGAUGCCUUUCACCUAACGAUCGAAGAAUAUCUUCUCGCAAUCGUAUCCAUGAUCGAAGACCUCGCCCGACUAGCACGCAAUUCAGUAACCCUUGGUGACUUCAGUCGCCCACUACGUAUUAGUCGCUUCAUCAAAGAUGUGCACGCUGGAUUUCAAAUCCUGAACCUGAAAAACGACAUAUUGAGGAAGCGGAGCGAUGGUUUGAAGUACAAGUUAAAAGAGGUUGAAGACGUAGUGUACGACCUGAGCUUGAGGAACUUGCUUCCGAAGGAGUAGGCAUCGCUUCUGAGAGAUAGUCUUGGUUGGGAUCUUGAAAGGCAGGAAUCUCUGCAGACAGAAAAGCUCAACCGGAUGCUUUCGACGCAGGAAAAUAUGGAUAAGAUCUCGUUAUAUGGGGCAAUCUCGUAAACCUAGUGAACCUAGUAAAUCUGAACUAUUAUAUCCACGUAGUUCUAAACUAAACUCCAAUGUUUCGCGCCC
Verruconis gallopava is the source of this 1030-nucleotide messenger RNA. RefSeq lists its product as uncharacterized. Gene Ontology annotation, molecular function: RNA binding; sequence-specific DNA binding; single-stranded DNA binding. The transcript has 6 exons. Gene Ontology annotation, biological process: RNA metabolic process. Lineage: Eukaryota; Fungi; Ascomycota; Dothideomycetes; Venturiales; Sympoventuriaceae. Gene Ontology annotation, cellular component: cytoplasm; nucleus. Bases 107 to 826 code for a protein of 239 amino acids. The record is from RefSeq and is a predicted model, not a curated record.